Dicrocoelium dendriticum is the source of this 515-nucleotide messenger RNA. The record is from the annotation of a GenBank genome assembly. Lineage: Eukaryota; Metazoa; Platyhelminthes; Trematoda; Plagiorchiida; Dicrocoeliidae.
CCGGCAGUUGGUGAUGGGUUCGCGUGAGUGCAUGCAUGCGUGCAGAUUAACGUACACGCGGCCAAUAUGCUGAGGAACUGCACUACCUCCCUGGAUCUGAGCUACUAUCCGCUGGUUACGAAUGAUAUGGUGUGUUGCCUCAUUUCGCGUUGGCCUCAUUUGAUGGGGCUCAGUCUGAACGGGAAGUACGAAUGCCACGUUUGACUAUCCCGUGGGCCACUUGUGAUGGCAAUAUUCGUGACAUGCUUGCUCUUCCAAAUUUACACUGUCUUCGCAUGUAUUCCACGCGGGUGACGGACGCUGGAUGGAUUGAUGCUUGCCAACGGUUAAACCCAACCAAUCGUAGCCAAGUAUACUUGCAGGAACUGAAUGCCUCAUGCUUCCGCUCCUCUCUGACGACUUCAGACAUGAACGCAGUUGUGCUCAUACGACUGUACUUGAGAACAGCCGAUAGAAUGGAGCGCAUCGAGCCAAAAUUUCCGCCCCUCGAAACAUCUCCGCUUCUUGGACGUUAA